GCCGGCGGUAACAUGCGCGAGAAAGAAAAACUCUCAUCACCGAAGCAGCUCAUAUCUACUACUACAAACGAAUCUUGGAAAAGAAACAACUUGGACUCCUCAUCAGACAAAUUGGCGAAAAAAGCCAAGCUCACUGCAGCCGACAAAUCUGCAGCACGCGAUUUGUGCAACGUUAAGUCUCAUGCUAAUCUCGAGAAAGAGUUAAAAGGCCAAAAGCUGCACCUUCUGGAGAAAGAUGGCGAGAUUAAACGGCUGACGCUUUUGUUAGAAGAGGCGACGUCAUUAAAUAAUAAUUUACAACAUAAAGUAAUUUCUUAUUUCGACGAAUUCAAAGCCACAGCUGAUAAAUUGGACGAGUUAAAAAGUCGCGAGGGAGCCAAUACACUGCCUGUGGGCUACAUUCGUAAAAGCAACGGAACUAUCCACUUAGGGAGAGAUAUUUGGUUAUCAACAGAGGUGUACAACUCUGCGGUUGCAAAGCCGCGAUCGCUACAAAUCGUAGUGAAGAAUCUGGCCCUUGCUGUCUAUGGACUGGAGACACUGAUGGAGUUAAGUGUUUCAGGACAUGUCAGCAACAAAUACAGGAAUAGGGCACCAAAGAAAAAAUUAGACGACCGACGCAUGCUGGCAAUUCAAGACAUAUACCGAUAUUGGCUGGUAAACGAAAAGAAACUACCCGCAAUUGAGGUAGAUAUUGAGUGUCGCAACGUACCACAUUACAUCAGUAAAAAAAUCAGUGAUCUUAAUAGGGACACUGAUAAGACGAAGGGAAUCGUUGCUAUCCGGAAAACUUUAAGAAAAGAAGCAAUCGAUGUCAAUGUGCAGGCCGUAACCGAUGAGGCAGAAAUUGAACUGCGCAAAGUCGGUGUAAACGAGGCCGAGGAGGAAGAUGUCGAGGUGGACGAAGUCAAGGAGGAAGAUGUCGAGGAGGAAGACGUCGAGAAGGAAGAUGUCGAGAAGGAAGAUGUCGAGGAGGAAGAUGUCGAGGAAGAAGAUGCUGUAAACGGUAAUAUGGAACUAAUAAUCUGA
Molecule: messenger RNA, 1029 nt
Organism: Temnothorax curvispinosus
Lineage: Eukaryota; Metazoa; Arthropoda; Insecta; Hymenoptera; Formicidae
Product: BEN domain-containing protein 5-like
Exons: 7
Coding region: 13-1029 (338 amino acids)
Biological process (GO): negative regulation of DNA-templated transcription
Molecular function (GO): DNA binding
Source: RefSeq, a predicted model, not a curated record